Penicillium taxi is the source of this 705-nucleotide messenger RNA. RefSeq lists its product as uncharacterized. Bases 1 to 705 code for a protein of 234 amino acids. The transcript has 2 exons. The record is from RefSeq and is a predicted model, not a curated record. NCBI's taxonomy places the organism in Eukaryota, Fungi, Ascomycota, Eurotiomycetes, Eurotiales, Aspergillaceae.
AUGGCCAUCUUUGUUGACAACGACAGGCAUCAUGCCCAACCCAAUGCCACCCAGCGAGUCAAGUACAACAAUACCAAUACACCAAGUACUACAAACUUGGACUCCCAGACCUCUACAACUAUAUCUACACUUCCAAGUAAUACAACACCUUUCUAUAAUCUCCCCAUCCUAUCCCCAAACCAAGCAUUGUCUGAGCCCGUUCACACAACAAUUUUUGCAGCUAUGCUCGAGAACGCAAUAAGAUUAGGCUUCGACCUCCAUGACCUGACCGCCAAAUGCGGGCCAGGCUCAUUUUACAUGUCCCCUUUCUACCGACCCGACGCAACGCCUCUGGAUAACCCAGAAAUAUUACUCUCCGCAGCUCUGAAAGAUGUGACCCUUCCAUCGUCAACCGUACCAGUGAGCCUCCGUCCCACGCUAGCCCAGAUCCUGAUACCGCACCAUGCGAGCCUUGACCUGAUUCCCUUGCCACAAUUUCGGGACAGGGCCAUUAUGGCAGCGGCUGCCUUGCCGCAAUUCUUCAACCUAUGGGAAUUGAAGGUGGAUGUAUAUGCUAGGGACGCACUGAUGCUAAAAAGGAGUUCGUGUGCUCCUUGGGACUGGGGAAGCUGGAAAGCUGCUCCUUGGUUCCUGAAAAAGUGGAGAAUGGCACUUAGUUAUGAAGAUGAACUGAGCAGAUCAUCUUUGUCGAAUGAGGACAUCUAG